Messenger RNA from Spirodela intermedia, 510 nucleotides. The record is from the annotation of a GenBank genome assembly. Lineage: Eukaryota; Viridiplantae; Streptophyta; Magnoliopsida; Alismatales; Araceae.
AUGGCCGAGAAUCGGAGAAGGCUACGCCCGCAGUUGCCGCCGGCAUACUUUGGCAACUCGAUCUACCCGAUCAGCGCCACCAUCACGGCCGGCAAACUUCAGGCCAACGACCUGGGCUGGGCGGCGGGGAUGCUCAAUCAAGUCGUGGCCUCGCACACCCACGCAGCUAUUCGGGGAUUGGUCGAGGGAUGGAUGGCGUCCCCAUCGGUGUACCUUCUCUCAGGCCAGGACCACCACAGCAUAGUGAUGGCGAGCUCGCCGCAGUUCGACUUGUACGGGUGCGACUUCGGGUGGGGGAAGGCGGCGGGGCUGCGUAGCGGGAGUGCGAACCAGUUCGAUGGGAUUAUCUGGUCGUACCCCGGCCGAGAGGGUGGCGGCAGCAUCGACCUGGAGGUCUGCCUUCCACCUGAAGUCAUGAGCUCGCUAGAAUCAGAUGUGGAGUUUGCGCUGGCUGUUUCCACGUUGAAUUCAUUCAACAAAAGAAGCAUAAAGAAAAUGAAAUUAAAAUAG